Molecule: messenger RNA, 7199 nt
Organism: Podarcis muralis (Common wall lizard)
Lineage: Eukaryota; Metazoa; Chordata; Lepidosauria; Squamata; Lacertidae
Source: RefSeq, a predicted model, not a curated record
AGUUUCCAAGCCUGCACUCCUCUAAUGGAAACAAAAGAUGUUUGACCAUAGGGUAUAUCCUCCUUAACUACAGCUAAGCCUUAUAUGAGGUGAUUUAUUUCCUCUAAGCAUGCAUUAAUGUGGUUACAUUUUGCUUUCCAAACUGGUUCAAACUAAAAUAGUAGUCUGAUCGUUAAAUUUCUACCUGGAUGUUGAGACUAUAAAGCAGCAGUGUGUUUUCCAAGAGAUGUUUCUUCUCUGUCCUUUUAUUUUCUCCCCCCCCCCCCGUCCCGAGAAAAGCUACCUUCUUCAAAGUAUUUAAUACAUUUAAUGACCAUAAUUUUUGCACAGAUGUUUCUCGGUGUUUGCAGGUUUUCUGUGUAUUUUUAUAUUACAAAGGAGCCAGCCGCUGCAAUAGCUCAAACUCUGACAAGCAAAUAGAUAAUCAAGAAGACAAAUGACUUCUUUUGUGCUCCAUAGCUCUUGUAUUAAUUUUCAUUUUCUUUCUCAUACAAAGUAUCGAAAAUACUGUUUAGGACGAAAUAGCAUUCCAGUUCUAAGUUACAAAUUUUGCGUGUGUGUGUGUGUGUGUGUGUUUGGAGACGGAUUAGAGACCAUGCAAAGAAAACAGUAAUUUUCUCUUUUAAAUUCCCUACUCCUGUCCCUAAUACGGUCUUAACACGGUUUGUACCUUGGGGCAAAAUCCAGCGGGAUGUUCUCCUGCAAACGCUCCAUUGCAAUGGAGGUCGUAUUCAUUUCAGUGGAGCGUGUGCAGGAGAAGCUCCUGCUGGGUCUUGCUUUGAGCAGUGCGCAGGAAGUAAUUUCCACAUGAAGGUUAAAAUACUCCAGGAACCUUCCCUUAGGCCACUUGCGAUCCAUUACUCAAAUCGUGUGUUACGUUACUGCUUUAUUGUACUAUCAGAACAUAUAUCUCGAUGGGGUUGAUACCGAUGGCCCAAUCCGCCAUGCUCACUGUGAACUUAAUUUUAAUGCGUGUGCAUAACCUCCUCUUCCACAUAAGAUGGCAGACUCUUUCUAUGGGAGUCAGUGCAAAAAAUAAACAGACGAAAACAACCUUAUUGAUUUUCACACCACCUCGGAUUCACAACCCCUUUUACUGUGGAACAACUCCUUAAAGCCAUGAGAGUGAUUGUAGAGCAAAUGGCUUGUUGUGGACAAGCAACCACUGGCCACGAUCCACUCUUCACCUAAUCCAGGAUUUUUUUACGAUAGGGCUACUGCAGAAUGAAUCCAAGGCAGCCAACACUGGUGUGAUCUGAGCUUCUUUACUUGAAAGUACUAUAAAUUGAAAUGAAUGGGGUUAACUUUCGAGUACAGUACUGCGAUGCUUGCAGGAUGUCCUGUGACAACAGCGGCCUUGCAACGCAGCACCUAAGAACUUGGUGCCAAUAAUUUUUUUAGUACCUUCGGUUGGUUUCUAGUCCAUAUUCACCUUACAGCAGACCUUAGUGGGUCGAUACUUGAGGACACCAUGUGAAUUAAGCCCUUAGGCAUUUUGCUGUUGUUUCUUAUGAUGCACGAAAACUACCUCCUGGCAAUGAGGACUUGGGGGACACUUGCCAGUAAAAAAAAGAAGGGUGUUGUUGCACGUGUAUUUCCCUAAUCUAUGCCAGGAUUUUUAUUUAGUUUUACGCGGAAAUAAGUUUGAUUUUUAGGAAGCUGGAGAUAGUAUCCCUCUCCCAAUGGCUACGUUUCCAUUGAUUUCAGUGGUGCUGGGGGGGGCAUGUCUCUUGCGCUUUUCAGGGUUACUUCAAGGCAUUCCCUCUCUCACAUACCCCAAACAAAACUUUUAAAAGCAUAUGCUGGUAAGAAUGUAGCUUCUAUAGAGCCAAAUCAAAGCUGGAGAGGGUGAAUAGGAUUUGGGGUGGAGAUUUCUAUAGGCCCUAAAAGUUCACAAGCAUUGUAAGCAGACAGAAGCUGAGAAAAAUGUGAGAAUUAUACCGAAAAAAUCAUUAAUCAUUUCUUUUAUUCAAAUACUUAUCCUUUUCCUAUUGUUAUUCAACAGCAAACCUCCGCAGACCUUCUGUUGGGAAAAAAAGAGUACCCAGGAGCCUUGAAUCUUUCAAGAUAUCUUCAAGAGAAAAUAUAUAUCUAUAUAUUAAUAUAUAUAGAUAGAUAGAUAGAUAUACACACACACACCUCUAUAUAUCUAUACAUAUUCAAACACACAGACACUUGAACUUUUUUUUUUUACUUUUCACUUUUGUAAAAUGGAAGACUCUACUUCAGACAUGAACACCACCUUUAACCGCCUGGAGAAAAGAUGUGGGAAGCUAAAAAGGCGCAAUUUCGCUCUGUGGUAUCCAAUCGUCAUCUUCCUUCCCAGACAGAAGUCCCCUCCUUUUUCAAAUUGUACUUCUCCAUUAUACCUUCAGGACCAGCAGCCUAGGAACUGGUCAGCUUGCAAAAGACACCGGGGAAGGCCUCCUCACCACGUGACCUUGGGGGUGCCAAUGUCCUUCCAUGAGGGGGUCAGCCAGAGCCUGGUAGCAGCGCGCGAGAACCUCGGGGAGCCCCAGCCAUGCAGAAAACAACCUACUACGACACCUCCACGCUCUUCGGGGGCUACUCCUACCAGGGAGCCAAUGGGUUCGGCUACGAGGGCCCUCCGCCGCAGCCCUUCCAGCCUGCGGCUCACGUGGAGAACCACGACUACCAGAGGCCGGCUUGCACCCUCCAGUCCCUCGGCAACGCCUCCCCUCUGGCCAAAACGAAAGACCUGAACGGGAGCUGCAUGCGCCCCAGCCUGCCUCAGGAGCACCACCCGCCCCCGCCCGUCUCGCCACCCCCCAAUCCUAUCACCGCCACCAACAGCAGCAGCAGCAGCAACGGGGGCGGCAGCAGCAAUAACCACAGCCAGCCUGGGGGGGUCAAAAGCGCCCCCAGCAAAGCCAGCCUGGGCUCUAGUAACGCCGCUCUCGCCAAACAGAUUUUCCCCUGGAUGAAAGAGUCGAGGCAAAACUCCAAGCAGAAAAACAGCUCCCCCAGCGCAGAAAGCUGCAGCGGCGAGAAAAGCCCUCCGGGCAACUCGGCUUCCAAGAGAGCCCGCACGGCCUACACCAGCGCCCAGCUCGUCGAGCUGGAGAAGGAAUUCCAUUUCAACCGAUACCUGUGCCGGCCCCGACGGGUGGAGAUGGCCAACUUGUUGAACCUCAGCGAGAGGCAGAUCAAGAUCUGGUUCCAGAACCGGAGAAUGAAGUACAAGAAGGAUCAGAAGUCGAAAGGUUUGGGCUCCUCUUCCGGGGGCCCAUCCCCGACGGGGAGCCCCCCGCAAGCCAUGCAGUCCUCGGCGGGCUUCCUGGGCGCCCUGCACCCCAUGACCUCGAACUACGACGCCCCGUCUCCGCCCUCCUUCAGCAAACCCCACCAGAAUGCCUACGCCAUGCCCACUGCCUACCAAAACCCCAUCAAAAGCUGCCCCACCCAACAGAAGUACGCCAACACGGCGCCGCCGGAGUACGACCCGCACGUCUUACAGGGUAACGGGGGAGGCGGAUACGGGCCCCCCAAUAUGCAAGGCAGCCCCGUGUACGUGGGCGGGAACUACGUGGACUCCAUGCCCAACUCCGCCCCGUCGCUUUACGGGCUGAACCCCCUCCAGCAUCACCAGCCAGCCAGCAUGGAGUACAACGGGGGGCCCCCUCAAAUGGGCUCCAACCAGCACCAUGGACCUUGCGAGUCCCAUCCGACUUACACAGACCUUUCCACCCACCACGCUUCGACUCAGGGUAGAAUCCAAGAGGCGCCCAAACUGACCCAUCUGUGAUGAGGAGGGGCCGGAUCGGGUGGGGGGUGGGAGUUAACAGACAACUGGGGCGUGGCGGGGGUGGCUGGGUGGGUUGGAUCGGUUUGUUGGUUGUGUUGGUGAGCUUUCGCUCUCUCUCUCUUAAAGGAGCAAGCAAACAAAAAGUAUUUGUGUUGAAACCCUUUAGGAACCCGUCAGAUGUGCCCUGCAAAUCGGAAGGGUUACUCCCUGCCCCUUUCUUCCUUCUGCCCCAGCCUACUAUUGCCCCCCACACCCUGCAAGAGGAGCAGGCGGGAGUCGAUGGGGGGGCGGGGUGUUGGCUUUCUAGGGGCAAGGAGCUAAGCAGCUAGCCUGCCGGUCACGUCAUUUGAUUUGGGAACCUUUCGGCCAAUCCCAUCCUCAGAACUGGGGUGCGUGGAGGAGUGGCUUGUGUUUCCAGGGGGUGGGGCAAAAUGCACUCUGCACAUACAGCACAAAGUCCUUGGCAACUUUCGAAUGUGAGACCUCGUGUUAAAAAGUGGGGAAAGUGGGGGGGGGAGCAGAUCCCUUGACUGGGCCUUAAAGGACCCUAGUUUCAAUUAAGUCCAGCUGAUGGCCAUCACUUAAAUCGAAUGUUGUGAACUCAGCGAGGUUUCUCAGUGAGGAAUCUUCUUUCUUCAGUGGGCAGACUGAGGUGGCAGGGUUCUGGACAGUAGCAUUUCAAACUGCAGGGGGGUGUAUCAUUUUUAUUAAAUGCUCCUGCCCCCCAAAAAAAGUUUAAAACAAAACCCUGCCUGCAGUGAACUAGCACAUAUUCCUGACGUGCUAGAUUUCUACAUACAGGGAGUGUAUCUAUCUUUAAUGAGGGAGCAUUUUAAAAUGCAAUUCCCCAUAUGCAGUUUGAAGUGGUGUAGCUCACCCACCUAGUUCUUUUACUGAGGAAUUACUCUUACUGCUCCCAAGUACAGUAAAUCUACAUUUUAAGCAUCCUCAGUUGGAAAGACAUUCCACUGAGACCAGCAAGACUUCCAAGCUAGAGCAUUUAUGGUUGUGUGUAUGUUUAUAAGGCUUGUAGCCAAGCAACAGUAGCAAACUUUCACACCACACCACCCCCCGCAGAGCAACCCCAGGACUGAGUCCUGCAUGCCACAAAACCAGGGCUCCAAGCCCACCUCUUGAAACCACCCUUUGGUGUGUAACUCCCCGGGUGGCAAAGAACUUGCCUCCCCCUCCCCCUUUCAGGAUCAUGGGUGGGUGGAGUGACGAUACCAAAUGUUGUCACUGCCAGUUACUCCCAAUGAAAAAUGUGUGGCCUUGUGUAUAUGCCCUAGGCAGACCAUAAAAAAGCCGGCAGAAUAAUUUAUUGGUAUAAAUUGAUGUAGCUCCUUUCCUUUAAUACAGAUGAAACUGAUUAAAAUAGGUUGCUCAAGAUUAUCCUACAGAUGUCAGUCCUCAAAGCUUUGGCAAUAACACUUAUUGAAAGCGUUGGAGUUGAUGGACACAAUGGGGGCGGAAUGCUGCUGAAGAUCAUGGAAAUGGAACUCACAGACUUUCUGCUCCUUUUUGGCAUUGUGUCCAUAAGAAUACUCUUCCCAGACCUAAACACCAUUUAGGCUGCUCUCUUAUACAGUAUAUGCUUACCUGGAAGUAAAUCUCAUUGAAUUCACUGGGAAUUCUGGGUAGGCAUAUGUAGGAUUGCACCACAAAUUGUAAUAAAAACCCAUGGGGGGGGGGAGAGAGAAAUGCAUUUAUCUACAAUCUUAGACUACUAAGUAGGUGUUGUAGAGACAAUCAGGUACACAUUUAGAUACAUAGAUAUCAGACAGCAAGGCCAGUUGAUAUUGAGCAAUGAACUUGGGGGGGGCGCUCACCAGUGAAUUUAACCCCCACUUACAAUACACUUUUCAAAACCUGACAAAUAAAUGGACAAUUCCUGAAGUCAAUACAUCCAUUCCCAAUUUGCAUUUUCAACUGAUUUUGGUCCUGGGGUUUCCACACAAAUAUUUUGAAUGUAGAAAAAAUGGGGCUGAUUUUUAUUUAUUUAUUUUGCGGGGGUCGGGGAGGAAUGGAAGAAUCAAACGACACAGAUAGUUUAAUUUCUUUUCUUCUUUUUUUUUAAGGGUAAAAAAAAAGCAAGCAUACAACAUGCACAGCAAAUUGUGGUCGUAGUAGAUCGUGAAUACACCAAUUCGUCUUAAAAGAAGUCGCUUCCGCCCCCCACCCCACAGCUAACCGCAAAAGGGUUUCUUUGAAAAGAAAAAGUCUAAGUCGUUAAGUGGGAAACGGCCUUCCUGAAGUCUUCCAGUCCCUACUCAUCUCCACCACAUACAAACUGUUGAAUUUUCCCUCCUAAGCUGGCUCUCCUCCCCCUUGACCCCUUUCCUCCGCCCACCCUACAGCCCCAUUAUCUAAAAACACCACCCUUGCCAAUUCUUUAGGGCUACCUAUGCUCCUCUCCUUGAAUCCCCACUACCUCCGACAAGGGCUGGGGGAGGGGGAGAGAGAGGAAAGCGAGGUGCCCCUUUGCAAACUAAUUUAUACAGCAAAACUGGGCUUAAAAAAGAAAACAGGGUUUUUUUGUGCAAAAUGUACAAGGGGGCGACAUGAUGAAGAAGAAAAAAAUAGAGACCUUCCUCCCUUACUUCCUUGCGAAGUGGUGGCCUCCCCCCGUUUCUUUGGGGUUCGCUAUGGGUCGGGGGAGCCUCACCUCUAAGGCGUCUUGCGUUCCUUUGCGUCUCUUUUCUUGAACGUGAAAACAGGGUAUAUUUGAGCAGAAACUGUUAUGUCCUCCAAACGGAAGCGGAAGGAAAUGGCCCUUUGGGGAGGGGGCGUGUUUCCUGGCGCUUCCUCUUUGGCCUGGCAUCCUUCUUGCACUUAGAGUUUACAUUUUAAUGGGUAUAUAUACCAACUUUUUGAAGGACACCCAUUGGAGACGUCUUUCAAUGGGGUGUGUGCGCGUGUUCCGGUGAACAUUCAUAUAUAUAAAUAUAUAUAUAUUAUAUAUUUAUUGGUUAUAGCCAGUUUUAAACUAUUUUUUUCUCUUUUGUUGGUUUUGUAUUAUUUAUCCCCAACAUUUAUGUAUUUAUAAGAAAAAUAUGUACUUUUUUUUUAGUAUUUACUUGUUAUAAAGGAAUAUGGUGUUUUUUCCUUGUCAUUGUACAACCAGUUUUUUCCUUUUCUCUUUCUUUUUUUAGUUAUUGUAAUUUAGGGAAAAGCCAGUAGUUACCUUCGUACUUAAAAUAAUGUGUUUAGUUCUACUGGAGGCAUGAAAUCCGAGCCAGGCUGUAAUUGUAUAGUCCUCAGUUAGAAGAACUAGCUAAACCCUUCCUUCCUUUCUCCUCUUCUUCCUCCUCCACCACCACGCCCUCCUCCUCUUUUUUGAAACAUCUUUCUUUGUUCUUUACAGUAGAUAACUUUAUUUAUUUCCUUAAGGGUUGUCUGUUGAACAAUUCUUGAAUAAACUUUCUGUUCUUAA